Messenger RNA from Ctenopharyngodon idella (grass carp), 1660 nucleotides. It is a transcript of the gene cldn15lb, whose product is annotated as claudin 15-like b. Gene Ontology annotation, biological process: bicellular tight junction assembly; cell adhesion. Gene Ontology annotation, cellular component: plasma membrane; bicellular tight junction. The record is from RefSeq and is a predicted model, not a curated record. Gene Ontology annotation, molecular function: structural molecule activity. The coding region runs from base 167 to 835 and encodes 222 amino acids. The transcript is spliced from 6 exons. Lineage: Eukaryota; Metazoa; Chordata; Actinopteri; Cypriniformes; Xenocyprididae.
GUUUGAUUUUUCAGGGUUAUUGACCUAAAGCCAAUAUUAACACAGCGAUUCUCUCGUCCCCAUCACUGUUCUCUUACAUAUAGACCGAAAACUGUGUUCACGAGACCCAACUUAAGCUAAUUAUUCUUGAUUAUUAGGUCACAUAGUCCACCAGGAGCCAAACAGGAUGGCAGCGAUGGUCUUUCAGCUCAUGGGAUUGUUUCUGGGCAUCGUCGGCUGGUGUUUGGAGUCCAGCUCCACGAACUCAGCGGUGUGGAAGAAACGCAGUCACGGAGAAGCUGUGGUGACCGCCAGCUCGCAUUUUGAAGGACUGUGGAUAUCGUGUGCAUCUAACUCGCUCGGAGCUGUUCACUGCCAGAAAUACAAUACCAUUCUGGGCCUUCCAGUAUACAUCCAGGCCUGUCGCGCUCUGAUGAUAAUCGCUCUCAUUCUGGGUUUGCUGUCCGUCAUUCUGGGCACGAUGGGACUCAAGUGCACUAAACUGGGCAGCACGUCUGAGGAGACGAAGGGCAAAAUCAGCCUUACAGCUGGAGUGAUAUUCAUCCUGUCAGGUUUGUGUGUUAUGGUGGCAGUUUCGUGGUACGCCGCUCAAGUCGUUCAAGAAUUUAAUGAUCCUUUUUACGGAGGCACAAAGUAUGAACUGGGCGCCGGUCUGUAUCUGGGUUGGGCGGCAGGAGCUCUGGACAUAUUGGGUGGAGGAGUCCUCUGUUCGUCCUUUAAGAGUUCAUCACCUGCACAAACACGGGGUCACAGCUAUAACUACACCGCUUCACAGCCGCAGAAGAUCUACAGAUCGGCUCCGUCGGAUAACAGCACCUCCAAAGCUUAUGUCUGAGGGGAUUAUUUUUGUACAUGGACAUGCUUUUUUAGUACUUGCAUCCUAGAAGUCAGCACUAUUUAAUUCCCUAAUGUUCCUGAAAGAAUUGCCCUCGUAGUAAUGUUCAGAUAUACAUUACCGUUCAAAAGGUUUAGGGUCUUAUGCAUUUACUUGCAUAAUCUUAUGCAUUUAUUUGAUCAGAAAUACAGUAAAAAUAGUGGCAUUUUGAAAUAUUAUUACAGUUUUAAAUAGCUGUUCUUAUUGUGCAUGAUUCAUCAGUGUUGAUUUCAUCAUAAUCUUGCAUCAAAAUGUAAUAUCUUUCUCAUUUUUGGCUGAGGUCAGACUUUAUUUUGAUAUGAAACACCCACUUUACAUCAUCAAAUCAAUUCCCUGCUGUACAUUUGUUUUUCAUCUCAUGUUUCAUGUUUAUGUCAUGUAAGUUGUCAGACUUAUGUGGAUCAUUUUAGUUUUUUAUAUAAAUGUUACAAGGUCUGUUCUGGUGUUUCGGAAAUUGCUAUUAGAUGUGUGUUUCAUGUGAAUAAAACAAUUCUGUGAAGUUUUGAAAUUGUGCAAACAGUGUUUUAUUUAAUGUUUUGCAGUUAUCAGCCAAUCCUCAGAGGUUUCUUUCGUAGUUUUCAACUGAUUAUGUUGGGAACUUAAUUGUUUUGUAUUAAAAAUUGUAUAACUUUUAGUGUGCGGAUUGUACAGAUCCUGUUGAUUGCUUUCGGUGCAAAAACAUCAUGUUAAAAAAAAGUUUACUUUGUCCCUGCAGCUGAAAUUUACUCUGACUUCUUUUUGAUAGACUUUGAAUUGGAUAUGACAAUAAAGUUUCAUAAAACAAUA